Diospyros lotus (date-plum) is the source of this 1819-nucleotide messenger RNA. RefSeq names its product E3 ubiquitin-protein ligase SPL2. Gene Ontology annotation, molecular function: ubiquitin-protein transferase activity. The record is from RefSeq and is a predicted model, not a curated record. Gene Ontology annotation, biological process: organelle organization; protein ubiquitination. NCBI's taxonomy places the organism in Eukaryota, Viridiplantae, Streptophyta, Magnoliopsida, Ericales, Ebenaceae. The transcript is spliced from 6 exons. Bases 210 to 1388 code for a protein of 392 amino acids.
CAUCCCGGUUCUGCCUACGCGCUGACAGUGUGCAGAAGCAAAUUCCUUAUUCCUCUGCGCUGCGGUAGGGCGUAGCAACCAGUACCACCGCCUCGCCUGCAAAGUCAUCUCCGGUUUCUUCAUCAACCAUUGCUUGUUUUUGAUCUUGAUGCGAAUAGAAGCAUCCCACUUUACCCUACUCGUCAAAUUCAAACCUAUCCUCGAUCUCGAUGUCCGUCCACGAACAAGCAGCUGCCGCAGCUCUCACCCAAAUUGCCCUAGCCGCCGACGGCGCCGUCCUCGGCCUUGCCCUAGCCUACGUCGCCGUCCGAAGCAUCCUCAAAUUCACUGCCGCCUCCUCCGCCCUCCGCAAAAUUCGGCACGCCCCCUCCCUUCGAGUCCCCGAUCUUCGCUCCGUCCUCUCUUCCUCCGACGACGCUUCUCAUUCUUCUAGCGGUUCCGACGACGGGAAGCUUGUGAUUGUUCGCGGUGUUGUCCAGGUGAAGUCGGCUGUUGAUGGGAAUUCGGAGAAUUUGAGGUCUAAUGUCCUCAUUUCUAACGAGUCUGGCGAAAAAGGGGUUGUCUUGCAAAGAACUCAAACGUGUAUAUACAAUGAGUGGAGGGGCUUCUUUGGAUGGACUUCUGAUGUUCGCUCUCUGUUUUCAAGAUCAUGGAAAGAACAAGAAUCUACCUCAUUCAGAGCGGUACCUUUUGUUCUUGUUGAAGGUAGCAUGUGGCCACAAUCUGAUUUUGUUGUUGUUAACAUGGAUGGAUCAAGACAUCAACUGCCUCUUGUGACAGUUUAUCAUCACUUGCAGCCUAUUAUUGCUUCUCCUUAUACUUUCCUUCAGGCAUUGUUUGGACAUGAAUACCCUGUUGGACUGCUCGAUGAAGAGAAAAUUCUCCCACUUGGAAAGGAUAUAACUGCAGUAGGCUUAUGCAGUUUGAAAGAUGGAAUUGCUGAGAUCAAAUCAUGCAAAGAUCUUCCUUAUUUCCUGUCUGACAUGACUAAGGAUCACAUGGUGGCAGACCUUGCAUUCAAGACUAAAGUGUUAUUGUGGAGUAGCAUUGCCCUUGGUGCAUUCUCAAUUGGUAUUAUUAGCUAUUCUGCUAUAAGGAACUGGAAUAAAUUUAAAGAGUGGCGACAACAGAGGCGAGCCCAGCAUGAGGACCUCCCCAGUGCAGAGGAAGCCGAUCCUCAGAUUUCAGCAGAAGAGGAGAAUGGAGAUGUUCGUGAUGGAGAGUUGUGUGUUAUUUGCCUGACAAGGAGAAGGCGGUCUGCAUUCAUUCCAUGUGGACACCUGGUUUGUUGCCAACGUUGUGCCCUCUCAGUUGAGCGGGAGGUGGCGCCAAAAUGUCCCGUGUGUAGGCAGUCAAUCAGGAGUUCUGUGAGGAUAUAUGAUUCUUGAGAAACAGAAGGUCAAAGAUUUCUCUGGUUUGAUAGGAUCAUGGGCGGCGGGUGCAGUGCAGGGAAUCUGUGUAAAGUAGGGGGUAAGUCUGUUAAUAUCAGGACAUUGGAGUGGAGUUCCUUACGUGGUGAAUUUUUUGAAGUUAGAAUUUGUGAUGAUAAUGCUAAAGCGGGUAUUUUUGGUGUAUGUUUCUGAGAUUUGACUCCGAGAAUGCAUGAUGGAAAUAAAUGCCAAGGUUAGGGGGGUGAGCAUUAGCAUAGCAUUAGUUGGGAAAAACUGAAUUUCCAUACAGGAUUGAACAUUUUUAGUUUAUUAUUUGGUUCGGUGUUUGUAAUUUGGUUACAAAGGGAAGGGAAUUAACCAAUUUAGCCCAAAUAUUUGUUGGUAACAUAAUAAUGGAAUAUAAGUUGGCAUGGAAUGGAAUGGAAGGA